AGUCAUUUGACAUCCGUACCACUUGCAAGCUAGCAUCAAUUUGUCUUAGCUAGCGUCUGUUUUCGCUGUGUGUUUGAUGAGUAGGGGAGGAAAGCAGAGAUGUGGUCCUUUUUUGCCAGGGAUCCCGUCAAGGACUUUGCUUAUGAAAUUCUACCAGACACCCAAGAAAAGUCUGGAAUAUGGAGUCUACAUCGGGGAAAGCGAAAGUCUACUGGAGAGCCGGUGUCUGUGUUUGUGUACGAGGUAGCACAGGGAACGGAGCAGCAGACACAGCUGGCCAAGGCUGCCUUUAAGAGAAUGAAGACCCUGCGUCACCCUAACAUCCUGGCCUACGUCGAUGGAUUAGAGACAGAGAAGAGCCUGUACUUGGUCACAGAGCAGGUGACUCCCCUUGCUGUUCAUUUGAAAGCCAGGGCAGAGACUGGUGGCUCUGGAGAGCUAGAGAUCUCAUGGGGACUGCAUCAGAUAGUGAAAGCUCUGAGUUUCCUGGUCAAUGACUGCCACCUCCUCCAUAAUAACUUGGGUGUAUGGGCUGUGUUUGUGGAUCGAGCUGGUGAAUGGAAGCUAGGAGGCCUUGACCAUGUGGCCCCUGAGCAGGGUGACCCAAGCGGGGUCUCACUCCCUGCCCCCAAGGCUGUGUACCCAGACAUGGAGAAAUAUGACCCACCAGAGACACCCAACAGCAGUGGAGAAAAAUGGGCAGGGGAGGUGUGGCGGCUAGGCUGCCUGAUUUGGGAGGUGUUUAACGGGCCGCUACCUCGCACUUCCUCCCUCCGUUCUCUGGGAAAGAUUCCCAAGGCUUUGGUUCCUCAUUACUGUGAGCUGGUGGGUGCCAACGCCCGCGUCCGGCCCAACCCAGCUCGUUUUCUCCAGAACUGUAGAAGCCCUGAGGGAUUCCUCAGCAACAGCUUUGUAGAAAGCAACCUUUUCCUAGAAGAGAUACAGAUCAAGGAGCCAGCAGAGAAGCAGCAGUUCUUUCAGGAUCUGAGUGACCAUCUGGACACCUUCCCUGAAGACUUCUGUAAACACAAGGUCCUGCCACAACUGCUCACCGCCUUUGAAUUUGGAAAUGCAGGUGCUGUCGUCCUCACGCCGCUCUUUAAGGUGGGAAAGUUUCUUUCAGCUGAAGAAUACCAGCAGAAGAUCAUCCCUGUUAUUGUGAAGAUGUUUUCAUCCACAGACCGAGCCAUGAGGAUACGACUGCUACAGCAGAUGGAGCAAUUCAUUCAAUAUCUGAAUGAGGCAGCAGUCAACUCUCAGAUUUUCCCUCAUGUUGUUCAUGGCUUCACAGAUACCAACCCUGCUAUCAGGGAACAGACCGUUAAGUCUAUGUUGUUGCUGGCUCCCAAACUGAAUGAGAGCAACCUGAACCAGGAACUGAUGCGUCACUUUGCCCGGCUGCAGGCUAGAGAUGAACAAGGCCCGAUAAGAUGCAACACCACUGUGUGCCUGGGCAAGAUCGCCUCCUACCUCAACGCUGGGGCUCGACAGCGAGUCCUGAUUUCUGCCUUUUCACGAGCUACUAAAGAUCCCUUCCCAGCUUCUCGCUCUGCUGGUGUGUUGGGCUUUGCCGCUACACACAACUACUACAGCCUAACAGAGAUUGCCGCCCGCAUCCUGCCCACACUGUGUGCUCUUACUGUUGACGCUGAUAAGAGCGUCAGGGAUCAGACAUUUAAAGCCAUCAAGAGUUUCCUUUCUAAGCUGGAGACAGUAUCAGAAGACCCCACCAUGUUAACUGAAAUUGAGAAAGAUGUAGGGUCAUGUGCACAGCCUGCAGGUGCGUCUUCCAGUUGGGCCGGCUGGGCUGUGACGGGAAUGUCCUCGCUAACGUCUAAGCUGAUCCGCAAUGCUCCAGGAACUGAGGGGGCUGCAGUAGCCGACGACGGCGGGUCUGCCGCCGCUAGUCCCACUGGUUCCACAGACACCACACCUGCACCAGCUUCAGUAGAUAGAACUCCACAAACGUCUCUGAGUCACCAUCCUGCCAGUAGUCGUGCCAACCAGUCACAGACUCAUGAAGUGACAGAAAAUGACGAUGAGGCAGUAGGAGAGCGGUGGGACGAUGAGGAGGACUGGGGGAGUUUGGAGGAGCCAGAAAAAGGUCACGUUGAGGUAGAUGACUGGAACACAGACUGGUCAGGAACGUCUUCAUCCAGGAAGAAGGCCAGCAAUAAAGGAGUGGGUUGGUCGUCCUCUUCCUCUAUGGUGGUGAAGAAGCAGAGCUCUGACUGGAGCAGCUCUGGCUGGGAUGCUGAUGACAGUUGGUCCAACGAGAAGGAAGGACAGGGUCAAAGCUCCGCAGGCGAGGAAGGCUGGGGCAACGACUGGGGGGAGGAGGAGACGGACACAAGCGUGCUCAAUAAGAAUGUUCCAUUGCCCGAAGGAGUGCGAUUAACCAGCGAGUACAACUGGGACACCGCAGGGAAGGGAGGCAAUCAGAACGAUCUGUUUGCAAGUGUGUCGCAGAGAAACACGGCCGCGGCUUUACCCACGGGUGGAGAUGGAUGGACUGCUGAGGCGACAGGCGACUGGGGAGCUGAGGAGAGCUGGGAGUCGGUGGAGGGAAGCCAGGGUCUCAGCAAGGCUGAGCUUUCCAAAAAGAAACGAGAGGAGCGAAGGAAAGAGCUGGAGGCCAAACGGGCGGAGCGCAAAGCUGUCAAAGGUCCACUGAAGCUGGGCGCACGCAAGCUAGACUAAUGGGGAUGCAAAAAGACAGACCGCAGUGGGGAUGCUGAUGGAGGGUUGACAUUCCACAAAUCAAAGGACCAAUAAGUGUUGGCACAGGAGAAUAUACUGUAAACAAUCACAAUAAGGGUGGUGGCUCGGUGGUCGGGCAGAGGAACAUGUUACUCCUCAGCUUUAAAGGAACUACAGACGCCUGAUGUUGACAUGAGACGAGACACUCCUUGGAGCAGAGGCACAAUUGGAUCAACAUGAGUCUGCGGAGAGAGGCUGUGUAUAAACCCCCAUCUUGUGUAAAUGACGUGAAGAAAUGUGCGUUUAAAACAGGUAGAACUAUAUAUAAGGGAACUUCAGAAUUAAAUAUGUUUUAGUAGACACAUGCACACAGUGGAUAUGAAUGUUUUAGUUUAGCUAUCGCAAAUUUAAGAUGUAAAAUCACUCUGUGCAUGCAGUUGUGUAUAUGUGUGGCCUAACAAAAGGCCUCAUGUGUUGGACAAUUUGCACAUACAACAAUGUGUUUACUGAACUGACCUGACAAACGAUUCUGCUGGGUUUAGAUCUGGAAAUGGGACCGGUGCGCUGCAGAUAGACGGAACAGAUCAACUGUGAUCGGGUCCUGAUGGAGGUCACUUAGUGUUGUCUUCUUCGUUCUUUCCCUUUCAUGAACUGUAGGAAAUCCUGGAAGCCUGUGUCUUUCAUUCUUACCUCUACUGUCAUAAAGGUUUCAACAACAUUUGAGAAUCAUUUUAUAGCUAUAGUCAGUGUCUGAUGGGAUUUGGGUAAAAGAGAAGUCUGCUCUUUUAUUUGUGCCUUUAUUUAACUGCUUUACAUGAAAUAAUUUUGUUUCAUGUUUUUUUUUUUGACUUUUUAGUCAAAAGUAAUUGCAAUGGCAUUCUGGCAGUGUUGCUUCACAGAAAUAAGGUCCUGUCUGGUAAGACGGCCUGUUUGUUGGUGAUAAUCAGUUCCUCUUGCUUUACACUGUGGACACCUGUUCCUGUCUCCUCACUUACAAAUAAGCUAUAAAACAAAAACAUGAUAAAGUUGUAUGUGGUUCAAUUAAUGAAUAA
This is a messenger RNA of Betta splendens (Siamese fighting fish), 3752 nucleotides long. It is a transcript of the gene scyl1, whose product is annotated as SCY1-like, kinase-like 1. Lineage: Eukaryota; Metazoa; Chordata; Actinopteri; Anabantiformes; Osphronemidae. The transcript is spliced from 18 exons. Gene Ontology annotation, molecular function: ATP binding; protein kinase activity. The coding region runs from base 100 to 2700 and encodes 866 amino acids. The record is from RefSeq and is a predicted model, not a curated record. Gene Ontology annotation, biological process: protein phosphorylation.